UGCCUGUCUAUUCCCAACCCGAGCUCAAUUGAGCACAACCACGCAUCGAAAUGCUUUCGCGACACGCGCCUUCACCCAAGGCUGUUGCCUCCAUAUCAGCUCGUGUCCUUCCCUCAACAGCGGGCGCCACCUCCCGACUCCCUUCCUCCAUUUCUCCAGCACAGCAGAGCCGCGGCCUUGCCACAGUUGCAGAUGCCCCUCCUCCUCCGAAGCGGACACAAUUUGGUGGAUUAAAGGAUCAGGAUCGCAUUUUCCAGAAUCUCUACGGACAUCAUGGAGCCGACCUGGCUAGUGCCAAGAAGUAUGGAGACUGGCACAAGACGAAGGAAAUCCUGCUGAAGGGCCAUGACUGGGUAUGCUAGAUAGCCCGAUAGACAUUUGAAAUGUCAGGAGCUGACGUAUCAUAUAGAUUAUCUCCGAGAUCAAGGCUUCAGGUCUACGAGGACGUGGUGGUGCUGGAUUCCCCUCCGGAAUGAAAUGGUCAUUCAUGAAUUUUAAGGAUUGGGAUAAAGAUAACAAGCCAAGAUACUUGGUUGUCAAUGCUGAUGAAGGCGAGCCUGGAACUUGCAAGGACCGAGAGAUCAUGAGAAAGGACCCUCACAAGCUCAUUGAAGGAUGUUUAGUGGCCGGGCGAGCAAUGAACUGCACAGCUGCAUACAUCUAUAUUCGUGGCGAAUUCUACCACGAGGCGACAGUCUUGCAACGAGCAAUUCAGGAGGCGUAUAAGGAUGGAUUGAUUGGAAAGAACGCAUGUGGAAGUGGCUACGACUUUGACGUGUACCUGCAUCGCGGAAUGGGAGCUUAUGUUUGCGGAGAGGAGACAUCACUUAUCGAAUCACUUGAAGGCAAACCCGGAAAGCCCCGUCUAAAGCCUCCAUUCCCAGCUGCCGUUGGCCUCUUUGGAUGCCCAUCGACCGUGGCAAACGUUGAGACAAUCGCAGUGGCACCAACGAUUUGCCGAAGAGGAGCAGGGUGGUUUUCAUCUUUUGGUCGCGAGCGAAACUCUGGAACCAAGCUUUUCUGUAUCUCUGGCCAUGUCAACAAUCCAUGUACUGUCGAAGAGGAGAUGAGCAUUCCUCUAAGGGAGCUGAUCGACAAGCACUGUGGUGGUGUCCGUGGUGGAUGGGAUAACCUCAAGGCUAUCAUUCCCGGCGGUUCAUCAACUCCAAUUCUUCCUAAGAGCGUAUGCGAUGAGCAGCUCAUGGACUUUGAUGCUUUGAAGGACAGCCAGUCUGGCCUGGGAACGGCCGCCGUUAUCGUUAUGGACAAGAGCACAGAUGUCGUUCGUGCUAUUUCCAGAUUGAGUCAUUUCUACAGACACGAGUCUUGUGGUCAAUGCACUCCUUGCAGAGAGGGUAGCAAAUGGACUGAACAAAUCAUGAAGAGAUUCGAAAAGGGACAAGGUCGUGAGCGAGAAAUUGAUAUGUUGCAAGAGUUGACGAAGCAAGUUGAGGGACACACCAUCUGCGCUCUUGGGGAGGCUUUCGCAUGGCCUAUUCAGGGUCUCAUUAGACAUUUCCGACCAGAAUUAGAGGCACGCAUGCAAGACUAUGCCAAGGCUCACGGCGCGAAACAAGCAUUAGCAGGUGGAUGGGCUCCAGACGCAAGACAGCAGGGACAAUUGAUUGCACCUGGGCAAUAG
Molecule: messenger RNA, 1642 nt
Organism: Cadophora gregata
Lineage: Eukaryota; Fungi; Ascomycota; Leotiomycetes; Helotiales; Ploettnerulaceae
Gene: NDH51
Product: NADH dehydrogenase [ubiquinone] flavoprotein 1, mitochondrial
Exons: 3
Coding region: 473-1642 (389 amino acids)
Molecular function (GO): 4 iron, 4 sulfur cluster binding; FMN binding; NADH dehydrogenase (ubiquinone) activity
Source: RefSeq, a predicted model, not a curated record